Molecule: messenger RNA, 1206 nt
Organism: Schistocerca serialis cubense
Lineage: Eukaryota; Metazoa; Arthropoda; Insecta; Orthoptera; Acrididae
Exons: 7
Coding region: 10-1122 (370 amino acids)
Cellular component (GO): nucleoplasm
Molecular function (GO): nucleic acid binding
Source: RefSeq, a predicted model, not a curated record
UAUCAGUGUAUGCAUCAAUUUGUCAAUCAGCUGAUAGAAACAAUGGCGGCUAAGUCGUGGAGCGUGGGAAAAUUGCCGCAUCAUGAGCAACAAGAAUUGUGCAUGACUAGGCCAAAGUACAGGCAAGGAAGAAAAUUCACAGCCGUCAAGGUUUACACGGUGUCGUCCGAGUCGGCACACCUGCUGAUCUUCGGUGUGCCCGCCCUCGGCCUCAGGGACGAGGUGAAGAAGCUGUGCCAGCGUUAUGGGGACGUCGCCGCCAUCGCGCCGUCACCUCGUGAGGACGACGAGCUCUUCACUGACACCUUCCACGUCCAGUACGUGCGUGUCGUGUCAGCAAGGUACGGCAAGCGACAGAUGGACAACCGGAAUUUCUAUGGAGGUCUGCUACAUGUCUGUUAUGCUCCAGAGUUUGAAACAGUGGCAGAGACUAGAGAAAAACUGGCGCAGCGGAGGCGAGAUGUAGCGAAGAGGCUCAAGCAGUAUGGAGGUAGUUCGGCACAGCAGACAGACACUCGUAAUGACCCGGCUGCUGCGAGCAGAACAUUAAAUGUCCAUACACCUCAGGUGCCCUGCGUGUGGGCCGGUGCAGCCUACACCUGUGAUCCUCGCACUCUCGUACCAAAUCCUAUUGUGCCAUCACAAGCAAUAAUUCAGCCCUUCGGCCCACAGUUACCGGACGAGGAAUGGAUACGUGCGGGAGUCCGCGAGAGGCGGAUAGUUGCAUCACACCCUGGUGUCCUCCGCGCUGCACCCGCUACAAGGAAUCCACCUACAACUGGUCCCGUGCCUCCGUCGCUUCAGCAUUCGCAGACAUUGGGUGCCCCGUCAACGGUACCGACCUCUCGGAAGUACGAGGCCAAAUUCGUGCCUCGGCAAGUAGGCGUGAAGAGGGUGGUAUUCAAGAAAAGCCAUAAAAAGGAUGAACACAAAGACGGACACAACAGCCCACAGUGUGCAGGUGACGCGGACCAAGCUGCCACAACACCGCCACUGAAGCGUGGCGCUGAUGAGUUGAGCCAGAAUGCCGCAGAGCCAGCUGCAUCGCUAGUUUGCAAGAAAAUCAAAGCCGUGGAUGCCCCAGAUGUGCCAACAGUUCUCAAUGAGAAAGAGGUGUGCUAACAGAAAUUGUACCUGAGUAUAAUAAUAAAAAUACUACAUUUAGGUGACACUGUAUAUUUUAUACACAUAUUUGUAAGAAAAGAA